Molecule: messenger RNA, 2262 nt
Organism: Cyphellophora attinorum
Lineage: Eukaryota; Fungi; Ascomycota; Eurotiomycetes; Chaetothyriales; Cyphellophoraceae
Exons: 2
Coding region: 1-2262 (753 amino acids)
Biological process (GO): regulation of DNA-templated transcription
Molecular function (GO): DNA-binding transcription factor activity, RNA polymerase II-specific; zinc ion binding
Source: RefSeq, a predicted model, not a curated record
AUGGCAUCUCUACCACCACAGAAUGGCGCCGCUGCCAACGGCGGUAACGAUGACGAACCUCCCAAAAAGAAGCUCAAGACGCAUACCGAAUCGGCCGAGCAGUACAGCGAUGCUGUCAGACAUAAGAUGGCGCAGACAGCGCGAACAGGCCAGGCCUGUGAUCGUUGUAAGGAGAGAAAGAUGAAAUGUGACAAAGAUCCUGAAUGCUGUGGGCCAUGCAGACAGAAGGGCUUGGACUGUCUCAGCACUGAUAGAGUCACUGGUCAGUCGCGACGACGAGGCGAUGAAGGAGAAAUGCGACGACUGCGCGAAGAACUAGACCAAUACAGGGCACGGUACGGUCCUUUGAACGCGCACGCCUCACCGCGAAAGUACACUGUGGACGUCCCUCCGAGACCACAGGGAGCCCGCCAGAACGACACAAAGCGGUCUCCUCGCACAGGACCAUUGCGCAAAGGACCCAUGAAUAUGACCGUGGUAGAUCUGGCAGAUGGCGAGACGAUCGACGUGGCAGACUUUGACUGUGAGUCGAUGCGAGAACCAGCGCCAGAUGAAAUCCUCUUCAAUGCGUCCGGAACAUCCAUUAAGAAUACGAUCAUCGGCUUCCAGGAAAUCGGUCGUUUUGCCCUACCGUCGAAGGAAGCCGCCUUAGAGAACACCAAUUUCAUCAUGGAGAUCAUGGUGCAAUACUUUCCAGUCGUUCAUCGUCCGAGUUUCCAGGCUUUGGUGGCCCGAUUGUUCGAUAAGCCUGACACAAUUAGCAUGGCCGAGCGGGUUCAGGUAUACAUGGUUCUCGCUAUCUUCCAUCAGCAAGUCGCUGUCCGGAACGAAGAAAAGGCGGCGGAAAACUACGAGAAGAGUCACCAAUUUCUACAUUAUGCCCUCGGUCAAUGGAGGCAUUUGUACGUCGACGAAACCCUGGAAGCCAUGCAAGCCUUGGCACUUAUCAUCUUGUACAUGCGGAACCUACCAAAACCUGGCAUUGGCUGGAAGCUGGGCAAGCAGGUACUGUUCCGCGCCACCGACCUGCAGUACCACCGCAAUCCGGACGAGAUCGAGCUGCCAAAGCAUGAGCAGAACGCUCUCGCGAAAGAGCUCCGCAUGCGCAUUUACAAUGCGUUGUUGGUUUUUUGCAUGAGUACGGUCUGCCGAUUUGGACAGCCAGCAGAUUGGCAGGCUAGUGCAUGGCAACUGCCAAUAGACCUGGAGGUUGUCUUACCUGUCGAAACACUGGAUGGUGAGAUCUCGGUUGAUGGCCUGGCUGCUGUACGUAGCGGUCAAUGCGAUUUCCACCCAGCACGGCAUCUGACUAUGCAAGUUCCGCUACUUCUGGAACUGUACAACCGCAUUCUAGCUGUUCGUCUUCCUGCACAAGAGUAUCUGGAAGCUGUGAACUCGCUGAACGGCAAAAUUGAAGCCUGGCGGCGCGACUGGGACAAGGCUAUGGAGAGACAGGGUGAGAAGCACAUCAACCUCGACGUUGCAUCUCUCUUGAUGGAGCAGUGGACAGCAGAACUUGGUCAAGGCUUCACAGAACACUUCCAAGAGAUGUGCAAGGAGCUCAAUGCGUGGGACCGUGUGUGGCAGGCGGCGGAUAAAGGUCUCAAGUCUGGAAAGCACUUGCGGGACAAUUUGUCGCCACGAGCACAGCGUCUGGAGACGGAGCAUCGACAGGUCAUGGCCAGAUUUUCGAACCCGACUACCGAAACGUUUGCGAGCGUGAACGGCACGCCACAGACCUCACACCGCGCGUCGUUGCCGGGGGUCCAACAGGAGCCUACACCUAGCCCUCAAUCCGUGCAGCAUGGGCAGAUUGCUGGCCGUCCUGCCAGUAUGCCGUCGACGUACAACACUGUCCCGUCGGCGAUCCCUACCCCAAUGGUCAUGACACCACCGCAAAGCAACGGAUCUGCUUACGCUCUCCCGUACACACCAGCAUCAGCCGGACAGAAUUACACCGCCUACCCGCAGCAAGCCUCCAUACCUGCUCCAGGUCAUACUCAGGCGAUGACUCAACAGCACCUACAGCCAUCGUUCCCACAGCAGAUACCCACAUCAAUGGCCACAAUCCUGAACGGCCCGCAAGCUAGCUAUCAAGGUUACGACACGGCUCUUGCUGCGCCUACCACAACAACUGAUGGAACCAUGAUCGAUUUCGUGCCGUUGAUGCCAGAACAGUACUAUUUCCACCCUGACGGAACUAUGGCGUGGCCUCAGAUCUCGAUGCCUCCAAGAACCCAGCCAGCACAACAGCUACGAUAG